Anopheles darlingi is the source of this 1152-nucleotide messenger RNA. RefSeq names its product serine protease 7-like. The transcript is spliced from 5 exons. Bases 231 to 929 code for a protein of 232 amino acids. Lineage: Eukaryota; Metazoa; Arthropoda; Insecta; Diptera; Culicidae. Gene Ontology annotation, molecular function: serine-type endopeptidase activity. The record is from RefSeq and is a predicted model, not a curated record. Gene Ontology annotation, biological process: proteolysis.
UGGUAGAAGUGACAUUGUCACCGGAAAACGAAAGGACUACGGGGCAAAGCAGUUGUGUAAGGCGAGAAAACUGCUUUGAUAACUAUGGAAAAGAAGGAAUAUGUGUCCCUUUAUCAAAUUGUAAAGAGCUGUCUGAAUCGACGAAAUCCAACGAUAUAGUCUCGUUGGCAGAAUGGAACCGCAUAGGAGCGUUGUUCAGGGCAUGUAGCCACAUCUCUGCACUUGAAACGAUGGUUUGUUGUUUCACGGAGCUAAAACCGAACAAACUUGAAUACUACGUCCCAAAAACGUGUGGCCAUCCACCGGAGGCGAACGACACAUUUGGAUGGACCGUGUUAAUAGGAACAGGACACUUUUAUCGUAGAUGCAUUGGCACUCUGAUCAACAAUGCCUUUGUUCUGACGGCGGCUCAUUGUGUGAUGGGAGUGGAACCGCAUGAAAUUACAUUGUAUUUUGGAAAGAUUCCGGUGCGAGAGUUGCCUCAAUGUUUAAAGCAGGAUCAGUGUCAGACGGCUAUGGCUCUUAAUUUUACGGUGCACCCAGAGUUCAGAAAGAACACGAAGCACCUUUUCAACGUAGCAGUUAUCGAGACGAACCUGAACGUACAACCAACGUUGGGAAACUACAUUUAUCCGAUUUGUCUUCCGCUCAACGCCACAGAAGAGGAUACGGAACAAGCAAAGAGGCACAUUUCACGACCGCGCAUCUAUAACGCAAACAACGAAAUACAGGAGGCAUGUGGAUAUUCGGGGGCACCAAUCGUUGUGAAGGACGCUAGGCGGUAUUAUGUCGUCGGAGUAGCCAAUCAUCCCGUAGCAUGUGAUCGGAAUAGGGUAAAGCGCGACGUAACACCAAUCAUGGAGUAUGUAGAUUGGAUACUCAGUACUCUGCCACACGGUAAAGAAGAACCCACAACAAUCAAACCUUAAACCCGGAACAAACGGGUUCAAAAUAAACAGCUAACUACGUCGGGAAUGUUGUUUUCGCUUUGAGAAGUACGAAACGCGCCACGAAAGUUCCUACUAGUGCUUUUGUUCUACGUUGUGUUUUAAAUGCGCUGUUUGCUCAACGGUUCGCUCGGAACAGAACAGUGCUGUCAAAAACCACCGCCAACUGUCAAAAAUAAAAUCCAGUAUGGCGGUGCAAAAAGUG